AUGGAGAAGAAAGAGAUCAUCUUUGUUCCAUCUCCGGGCCCUGGUCACCUUCUUGUCUCCAUUGAAUUCGCUAAAACUCUCUUAAAACGUGACCAUCGCAUCCACAAAAUCACCAUCCUCCAUUGGACAUUACCUCUAGCUCCUCAAGCCAACCUCUUCGCUAAAUCUCUCGUCGCUUCUACCCCUCAAAUCCAUCUCCAUGCCUUGCCUGAAAUCCAAAACCCUCCACCAUUGGAGCUCUUCUUUAAAGCUUCAGAAGCUUACCUUCUUGAAUUCACCAAGAAAACAGUUCCUCUCGUCAGAGACGCUCUCUCCACUCUAGUGUCUCCUCGAGUCGCUGGUUUGGUUCUUGAUUUCUUCUGUGUUCCUUUGAUCGAAGUAGGAAAUGAAUUUAACCUCCCUUCUUACAUUUUCUUAACAUGUAACGCUGGUUUCUUGAGUAUGAUGAAGUAUCUCCCUGAGAGACAUCGCAUAAACGCCUCCGAGCUCGAUUUGAGCUCCGGCGACGAGGAACAUGCAAUUCCCGGUUACGUCUGCUCCGUUCCGACGAAUGUUAUGCCUCCGGGUCUAUUCGUGAGAGAGUCCUACGAAGCUUGGGUCGAGAUGGCGGAGAAGUUCCCUGAAGCCAAGGGCAUUUUGGUCAAUUCCUUCAUAUGUCUUGAGCAGACCGCAUUUGAUUACUUCGCUCGUCGUCCUCAGAACUACCCGCCGGUUUACCCAGUCGGACCGGUUCUUAGCUUGGAGGAUCGUCCGUCUCCGGAUCUGGACUUGUCGGAUCGUGACCGGAUCAUGAGAUGGCUCGAGGACCAACCGGAGUCUUCAAUCGUGUACAUAUGCUUCGGGAGCUUGGGGAUCCUGGAAGCACCGCAGAUUAAGGAGAUAGCUAAAGCCCUAGAUCUCACCGGCCACAGGUUUCUUUGGUCGAUUCGGACAAAUCCGACGGAGAAAUCGACUUGUCCGUACGAUCUCUUGCCGGAAGAUUUUAUCGAUCGGACGGCGAAGAGAGGAUUGGUUUGCGGGUGGGCCCCACAGGUUGAAGUGCUUCCUCACAAAGCGAUUGGUGGGUUCGUGUCUCACUGCGGUUGGAACUCUACCCUUGAGAGUUUGUGGUUUGGCGUACCGAUCGCCACGUGGCCAAUGUACGCCGAGCAACAGCUAAACGCGUUCACGAUGGUGAAGGAGUUGGGACUAGCCGUUGAGCUGCGUCUUGAUUACGUCUCAGCCUACGGAGAGAUAGUGGAAGCUGAGGAGAUAGCCAGAGCUAUACGAUCUCUGAUGGACGGUGAAGAUACGCCGAGGAAAAAAGUCAAGGAGAUGGCUGAAGCGGCGAGGAAGGCUUUGAUUGACGGAGGAUCUUCGUUUGUUGCGGUGAAUCGGUUCCUCGAUGAGUUGAUCGGCGGGGAGUUUUAG
Messenger RNA from Arabis nemorensis, 1410 nucleotides. Lineage: Eukaryota; Viridiplantae; Streptophyta; Magnoliopsida; Brassicales; Brassicaceae. The record is from the annotation of a GenBank genome assembly.